This is a messenger RNA of Spinacia oleracea (spinach), 1872 nucleotides long. RefSeq names its product F-box protein At1g67340. Bases 90 to 1421 code for a protein of 443 amino acids. The record is from RefSeq and is a predicted model, not a curated record. Gene Ontology annotation, molecular function: protein binding. The transcript is spliced from 3 exons. NCBI's taxonomy places the organism in Eukaryota, Viridiplantae, Streptophyta, Magnoliopsida, Caryophyllales, Amaranthaceae.
UACCUUCAACGUUGUCUCCCUGAGUGUGAGAGCAUUUCCCUUUGUAGAGAGAGAAGUUAUAGAGAGAGAAACAACACCAACAACAAAAAAUGAGAACUAGAAGAGGACUCUGUUAUCCGAAAGUUCAUGCUCCCGCCACAACCACCGCCACCAUGACUCUCUCUUUUCUUAAGAAUAAGCAGAUGAAGGUGACGGUGAGGAAGAGGAGUAAUGAUAACAGAGCUUUUGUUAAUGGCGGCGGCGGCGACGAUAAAAAGAGAUCGUUGUUGUUGCCGGAAAAUGAGAAAAACGAUUUUGUUUUUACUAGUUUUGAUAAAGUAGACAGAGUUCCUUGCCGGAAAAGAGCGAGAAUCUCGUCGGAGUUUACAGCCGGCGGUUCGGAUUUCUUCGACGGGUUGCCGGACGAUCUCGUCGUUUCUAUUCUGUGCAAGCUCAGUUCUACCGCUUCUUGUCCUGCCGAUUUUGUCAACGUUCUCUUAACUUGCAAGAGAUUCAACGGAUUAGGUCUUAAUUCAAUGGUGUUAUCGAAAGCUUCUCCGAAAACAUUCGCCAUUAAAGCUAAGAAUUGGUCUGAAUCUUCUCAUCGCUUCCUAAGAUCCUGCUCCGACUCCGGAAAUGUCGAAGCUUGCUACACUCUCGGCAUGAUUCGAUUCUACUGUUUACAAAACCGAGGAAGCGGAGCGUCACUAAUGGCUAAAGCAGCGAUUAACUCUCACGCGCAAGCUCUCUACUCCUUAGCGGUGAUCCAAUUCAAUGGAAGCGGAGGAACAAAGAGUGACAAAGACCUACGCGCAGGAGUCGCGUUAUGUGCACGUGCCGCCUUCUUAGGCCACGUAGACGCCCUCCGCGAGCUCGGCCACUGCCUACAAGACGGAUACGGCGUCCGCCAAAACGUCGCCGAAGGGCGUCGUUUCCUUGUUCAGGCCAACGCUCGUGAGCUCGCCGCCGCUCUCACGUGCUCCACCUCAGCUUCCUCCUAUAUUGUCUCAUCUCAGCCAGUUGGAAACCGCCUUGUGUCAACCACCACCGGAACAAUCGGUUGUCCUUUGCUGAGUGACUUCGGUUGUAAUGUUCCGGCACCGGAAGGUCACCCGGCGAAUCAGUUCUUAACCGAAUGGUUUACCGGUCGGACCAGUGAAAAUCCUGGACCGGGAUUAAGGCUUUGUUCUCACGCCGGGUGCGGUAGACCGGAGACACGUAAGCACGAAUUUCGACGUUGUUCAGUUUGCGGUGCCGUGAAUUACUGUUCGCGUGCUUGUCAAGCGCUUGAUUGGAAGUUGAGGCAUAAGGGUGACUGCGCUCCUAUGCCUAGGUGGGUUGAAGUUGAUGAAGAAAACAUUAACGCCGGUGACGUUAACGGUAACGAUGUUAAUAACGGAGACGCUGAUAUAAACGCUAUGGAAAUGGAUGAGGACAGUUAACGGUGGACUGUGACUGUGACGGCCAACGGCCCGCCACAUGAGUUUUUUGGUUGGGGUUGGAGAUUUCAUUUCCGGUUAAAGAAGAAAGAAAAUGGAACAGUAAAAAUGGUCAUAUUUCGGAAAUUUUGCCGUAUUUUAGCAUUUUAGUAGGAAAUUAGUUUGCUAAAUGAGAAAGGUGGGGAAUUAAUUUUUAAAUUUUUUAUUUUAUAAUUUGGAUGAAGGGUAAAGGGGUGUAGGAACUUUAAUUUGGACUUGGGUGUUAAUCUUUGGAAAAGAAUCGAAAAUGAAUUUAGUUUUUUUUUUUCUCCAUUUGUGGAGAAAUUUUUAUUUUUUAUGUAUAGAGAAAAGGGAUUAGUUCCCUAUUGCGGAAAUGAUGUACGGAGUAGUUUUUUUUAAGCUAAUUAUUUGGCUUAAUUACAAAAAUUUCAAUCAACAACUACAUAGUCUACUA